AUGCCUCCUUUUCACGACCCCUCCUCUCUCUCUGUGGAAGCACUGCGUGCGCCAUAUAUUUUGCCAAGUCGCCGGAACAGCCUCAUCCCGUAUCGUCAUCGCUCUGGAAGAGCGAGGGAGAGCAGGGUAGUUCGAAGCGUAAGAAGUUGUCCUGCCGUCUCUUUCUUUGCUGUGCCGGCCCCGCUCAUCCGGCCACGGCCGCCUAUUGCCCCCCCCCUUCCCCCCCCCAAUGGUGCCAAGCUCCGUGAACUCAUGAAGUCCACGUACACGUCUCUCAGCGACUUGGGCGCCGUCGCGAUCUCUCACCGCGGCGAGAUCGAUGAGGUGAAGCGGCAGCUGGAUGUCAAGCACGGCUACUUCGAUGCCUGGAUGUACGGCUUCCUCGAGAACAAGAAGUUCGAUGUUGGUGAAACGGUCGCCAAGCUGCAUCGGCGCUUUGCAAUGGAGGUGAGUGAGCUCGCCUCGUACGAGCUGACGGACUACAUGCGGGAGUCGCUGCGCAAAGGCAUUAUCGGCGAAAUCGGAACCGACAAGGCGGGACGUGUCGCCUUUCUCGUCAACACAAAGCGCGACUACCCGCAGUCCAAGCACCGCGACGAGCAGCGUCGCUCCUUCGACAUGUUCGUAAGCUACGGCACACGCCUACGCAAGGAGAACAAGCGCUGCCAGAUGGUGAUGCUCAUCAACCAGGACGGCGCUAGCUUCUUCAAAAACGUCGACAUGACCUUCCAGGCAGACAUCGCGCUGCGCAUCUCGAAGUUCUACCCCGGAUGCGUGGACAAGAUCUACAUCUGCAAUAUGAGUCGCACCCUCGCCGCCAUGGCAAAACCCAUCUUCAAACGCCUGCCGGCCAUCGUGGCCGAUCGAAUUCAGAUUAUCGACGACAACGACAUCAAGCAAGGCGUGCUGCUGGAGCUCUUCGACGCGGAAGUGCUGCCGGUCGAGCUGGGCGGCAAGAACAAGUGUGACAAUGAGGAGCUCUGGGGUGCGUACGCGGAUCGGGUGGAGAAGUACUACGCGGAGCUGAAGCGGGCCGUCAAUGAACGGGGAAUGACGGUCAAGGACUACGAAUUAGAGAGCAUCGGCAUCGACCCUGGGACGGCGCACGAGAGGGACGCCGCCCACGGUGUCGCAACAACAACGCCACAGGCCGACACCCUCGUGCAGUCCGUCUGCUCCUUCCCUGCGCAGACGCCGUCACGCCAGUUGUCUGUCUACCCCGCUGCAAGAGAUGCUCUUCAGCCGCAUCCGCCGAGAGGCCUGCGGGCCCCGUCGCUGUACAUGGCCGGCGCGAAUGAGAGCGAUGACCCGGAGCUGAAGCUCCUCAACACGUGCCGCACGGAGGGGUCGUACCUGCCGUCGCCGGCGUGCGAUCUUGCCGACAAAGAAGAGGCCGGUGCCCAGGAGCCGAUUUCGUGGGCCGAAGUGGUGGCGCUGCUUCCGGACAGCCUUGCGCUCUUCUUCCUGGAGGAGCUGCUACGCUGGCGCACGGCUGUCGAAAACAGUGAAUGCGGAGAGCGCUACAAGAUCCUGGACAGCUUCGUCUCCGGUCUCAGGACGACCACCGAGCUCGGCAUUCGCGGCUUGGAUGUGUCGGACCGGAAGUGGUACGUUGGCGUUCCGUACCCUCUGCGCGCCCUCUACCGCAUCCUCCUGGUGGCCAUCACGCUGGUGAACAUGAUAUACUUCUCAGCCGCCCUUGUCUUCUGCGCCGUCUUCAGCGCUGACGUCAUCAUCACCCUCUUCCUUGGCUUCUUCGCCAAGCCCAGCUACGUGUUCUCACUGGGGGCGGUGCUGCUCAUGGUGGCCAUCCAAGGCGCCUCCCUCUGCACACGUGCGGCGGACUGUAUCCUGGCAGUGUAUAACCACAACGUCAUCCCCCUCUUCGAGCGCCUCGGCAGCUACUGGGGCACGGUGGCGGAGGUGAUACUAUUCUUUGUGCUCGUCAUCAUCCAGUUCAUCAUCUUCUGCGUGUACGCGCUGAGGAGCAACCCGCUGCGCGGCCUCGAAGUAUCCUUCGCUACGGGCUGGUUUAGCGCGCUUCUCGUGGUCGUCUUCACGCAUGUCUUUUUCUUUACCGGCAUCUUCGCUUCCCCGACGACGCGCGACGCGGAUAAUCGGCUUGCCGCGCUGCCUUUCUUCCUGGCCCUCAACCUCGGCAACGCCCCCAAGGAGCAGCUGCGGGAGCUGGACACGCGCUUCAUGCUGCGCACCUCCUCUUACGUCAUCUGCGGCAUCCCGCUGGUCAUCAGCGUUCUGCUGGGCAUCAGCUUCCUCAUUAGCCGCAUCGUCUCCCUCUAUGUCGCAACCUUUGCAGCGACCCUCGUGGCGGCGUACAUGGUGCACUACUACUCCGACGCCCUGUCGAACUCGCUGAGCGGGUCACUGUUGCGCUUCACACUGUGGAUGCUGACGCUCGUGUGGUGCUAUGUGACGCUAGCCAUAGGCCUCCAUAACCACAACCACCGCUACAGCGUCUCGGUGAUUGUCGCGUUAGUACUGAACGGCACCUUUGUUUUGUUGGCGCUAUCGUGCCUGCGCCGCCCGGGCAGAAGCCGGCUGCUGCGCGUCUCCUACAUUAUCGUCAUGGCCUACAUCUUCGGCUGCUGGAUUACGGUGUUUCCUCUGGUGGACUGGCGCAUGGGUCUCUUCUGUCUCGCCAUCAUGAUCCACAACGUGCUGAACAUCGUCUUUGCCCCUCGCACGCUCACCGGCAUCCACGCCUCCUUCUUCCUCGCCGCAGCGGUGAUGCUGCUUGGCGUGUCGUGCGUGCUGCUUGGGUGGUACGGCACGACGCUGAUGACCACGAAAGCGCAUAGCCGUCCCUCCGACCCACCCAACGCCACGACGCUGUCGCAGCUGGAGCUCUACCACCGAUACCCUGUCUGCACGCUGCAGCUGGGCCAGGACGGCUCGUUCCGCGUGGUGGACGUCGCCCUGCUGAACGAGGUUGUCAGCGCCCGCACCAACGCGACACGCGCAGUCGACUUUAACAACUGGUUCGGCACUCGCGGCGUCACCUACAGUGGUGUCGUGCGCGAGUUUGAGACGGACGGCAUCUCGUGGGAGAUGCACGAGUUCCUGCUGCCAGCCGCAGCAAACACCACCGUCUUGGUGCUGAACAACCGCUACGCCAUGUCGUCCAUCGUGGCCAUGGUAGGCUGGGUCGACGCUAUCGCCUUGUCCCCACUCUCCAUCUUCAUGCCGUAUGACUGGAUCGAUGCCUUGGUGCAUACCACGUCCUUUGCUACCCGGCUGAUUCCGUUUGCAGCGGGGCGCCUCGUCGACGAACUCAGGGAUUACGUGUACCUCAAGAAGAGUCAGCUUAAAACCAACCUCAUCCUCACCGGCGGCGGCGUGGCGGGCGGCUUCCUCUCGGCGGCAGCGGCACAAUCGAAGACCCAAGCCGUCGUGUUUGCCUCCCCCGGACUUCUGCAUUGCUCCCGAAAGCUCGGAGUGUCUUUCGACGACUACCACAGCUACGUCCUCUCCAUCGGCGCCCACAACGGUGCUCUGAACUACAUCGGCGGUCAGGACACGACCGUGAGUCAGCGUGUGCUCUGCGACGCCUCUGCUCUCUACUGCAUGCGACCGCAGUUUUUCUCGACGGCGUUGCUGGAGGCCUGCGGUGAUGCGGAGGGUCGCAAGCACCUUGCCUCCACAUGA
Messenger RNA from Leishmania major strain Friedlin, 3666 nucleotides. RefSeq lists its product as hypothetical. The coding region runs from base 1 to 3666 and encodes 1221 amino acids. The transcript has a single exon. Lineage: Eukaryota; Euglenozoa; Kinetoplastea; Trypanosomatida; Trypanosomatidae. The record is from RefSeq and is a predicted model, not a curated record.